GCGCCGGGGAGCGGGAUCGUGAGGCCAUGGCGGCUGUGGGGGUCAGCAGCGCGGGGAUCCCGUUUCCCUCCCUCGGAUGGGAGUCGCGCUCCCCUCUUGGCUGGGCCGCUGGUGCCGGUCCAGUGCCCAGCGCCCAGGCCGGUGCUCAAAAUCUGCUGAGGUGAACGGACGGCUCGCGCAUUUCUCUUGCAGGUAUUGAGAACCUGCCAUGCGAACUGCAGAGGAACUUCCAGUUGAUGCGGGAGCUGGAUCAGAGAACAGAAGACAAGAAAGCAGAGAUUGACAGCCUGGCAGCAGCGUACAUCGAGUCUGUGAAGAACAUGUUACCUGAGGAGAGAGUGGAGCACCUGAGGAAGAUCCAGAGUGCCUACAGCAAGUGCAGAGAGUACAGUGAUGACAAAGUGCAGCUGGCCAUGCAGACCUAUGAGAUGGUGGAUAAGCACAUCCGCCGGCUGGAUGCGGACUUGGCACGGUUUGAAGCUGAUCUCAAAGAUAAACUGGAAGGCAGCGACUUUGAAACCCCUGGAUCCCGAAGCCUGAAAAAGGGACGAAGUCAGAAAGACAAAAGAAGCUCUCGUGGUCGAGGCAGGAGAACAUCUGAAGAAGAUACACCAAAGAAAAAGAAGCUCAAGGGAGGGUCUGAGUUUGCUGAUACCAUCCUGUCAGUGCAUCCCUCGGAUGUCCUGGACAUGCCAGUGGAUCCCAACGAGCCCACGUACUGCCUGUGUCACCAGGUGUCCUAUGGAGAGAUGAUUGGCUGUGACAACCCAGAUUGCCCAAUCGAGUGGUUCCACUUUGCAUGUGUGGACCUGACCACCAAACCAAAAGGGAAAUGGUUUUGUCCUCGUUGUGUUCAGGAAAGAAAGAAAAAGAAGUAAAAAGUAGAGGGGGAUACACUGCCGAGGCAAGAAGAAUUUAAUAUAUUCCUUCAUUCAUGUUGCAAUA
This is a messenger RNA of Cinclus cinclus, 945 nucleotides long. RefSeq names its product inhibitor of growth family member 5 (gene ING5). NCBI's taxonomy places the organism in Eukaryota, Metazoa, Chordata, Aves, Passeriformes, Cinclidae. Gene Ontology annotation, cellular component: nucleus. Gene Ontology annotation, biological process: positive regulation of apoptotic signaling pathway; positive regulation of DNA-templated transcription. Gene Ontology annotation, molecular function: chromatin binding. The record is from RefSeq and is a predicted model, not a curated record. The coding region runs from base 237 to 878 and encodes 213 amino acids. The transcript is spliced from 8 exons.